Linepithema humile (Argentine ant) is the source of this 5981-nucleotide messenger RNA. It is a transcript of the gene Cad74A, whose product is annotated as cadherin-74A. The record is from RefSeq and is a predicted model, not a curated record. Gene Ontology annotation, cellular component: catenin complex; plasma membrane; adherens junction. NCBI's taxonomy places the organism in Eukaryota, Metazoa, Arthropoda, Insecta, Hymenoptera, Formicidae. Gene Ontology annotation, molecular function: calcium ion binding; cadherin binding. Gene Ontology annotation, biological process: adherens junction organization; multicellular organism development; cell-cell junction assembly.
CAUUGGCUGGCAGACACCGGUUGCUUCUCUUUUCCAUCCGAAACGACGCUGAUGCCCGACGAGAGGGUAGAGGGACACGCUCGCGCCUACUCGCCCUUUUAGUUAUCUGUCCGCUGGUGCGUGAUGCGGAUCCGGUGCGGUCUUGCGGAUACCUUUAAGUGAACAUACGCCGAACGGUGUGCGGAAAUAUAGCACGUGCGGUAUCGUGACACGAUGAGGUGAUAAUCUGUGUUGUGCCAGCGCGGGAUCUCGGAGCGACUUUGGAAGCACGGGUCGAUCGCAGGUGACGAUGUGGACGAUUUUAUUGCUGCUGGUCUCCGCAUGGUCUUCGUCAUGGGGCCAGGUGAUAAACAGGGCGCCCCACUUUAUUCACGGUGGAGACAUGGCCAGGUUGGCCGUGUUGGAGGGCACACCACCUGGUGCUCCCGUUUACACUCUUCAGGGAGAGGAUCCUGAGGGAUCCAAAUUGCAUUACUCUAUUAGCGGCGAGUACUUUACCGUAAACAGAGAGACCGGUGUCGUAAUUUUAAGGAAAACCUUGGACAGAGAAGCCCAAGAUCUUAUCGAAGUCAUCAUUAGCAUAACAGACGAAGGCAUCGCCGGAUCGGAACCCAAUACAGUGUCCCUUCGUCGCGAAAUAGCUGUGCUUGACGAAAAUGAUAAUCCACCGGUUUAUCAUGACCGGCCAUACGCGGCCAGAGUGCCAGAAAGUGCGCACGUGGGUGACUUAUUACUUCCUGCGGGAACGAUCACGAUCACCGAUCGAGACGGUGGAGUGAACGCCGACGUUCACGUGCAGUGUGUCGCGGCGUCCCGCGAUGACGAUGUCUGUGAAGUUUUUGACAUCUCCACGGAGAAGCUUGCUGAGGGAAAAUAUGACGUGCAAAUCACGCUGGCGAAACCGUUAGACUACGAGAGAAGAAAUUCGUACUUGAUUAAUCUGCUGGCUAUCGACGGAGCCAGCGAUCCAUCGAAGCGGUUGCAGGCCAGAGCGACCGUUGCCGUUGAUGUCCUCGAUGUUCAGGAUCAGCCACCCGUUUUCUUGAAUGCGCCUUACAGCGCAGCACUUCCGGAGAACACCGCAGCUAGUCACACGGUCCUGAUAGUGCGAGCGCGUGACGGUGACACCGGCCAGCCUCGAAAUUUGUUGUUGACGUUGGAGGAUGAAGAUGCCGGCCACUUCGAUCUCGAGAUGUCUCGCGAGGGUGACGUCACAGUCGGUAAACUGAUCACGACCAAUGUGUCUCUCGAUCGCGAGGAUCCAAGGAUCCUGCAAAACGGUGGCAUUUACACCUUCCAAAUUAGAGCUAUCGAGCUGAUCAAUAACGAGAUACCAGCCGACUUUGCAACGUCGAUAGUCACGAUUGUCGUCAAGGACGUGGAUGACCUUGCGCCUGUUUUCAACGAAGAUUACUUCAGCAUCAAGAUCUCCGAGGACAUCGGAAAAGAUACUCCUCUGCCAGGUUUGAACAUGAUUGUGAGCGAUGGUGACGUGGGCGACAAUGCGAAAUAUUUCCUGGCGUUACGCGACGUACCGAGGUAUCCAGGAAUCAGCAAGGCAUUCACUGUCAGCCCGGAAGAAGCUCAGGGUCGAGUACCGGUAGUAAUCAAGGCUAAGGACGUCAAUGUUCUCGACUACGACGUUGAUAAUCCCGCAAAGAGAGAACUCGAAUUCGAUGUCAUCGCGAUUGUGGCGAACAAAGUGAUGGCUGCGUCCAGAGUACACAUUCAGCUGUUGGACGCCAAUGAUCACAGUCCCGAGUUCUCUCAAUCGGUGUACAAACUGUCGGUCUCGGAAGACGCAGAACCCGGCACUAGCUUCGGCAACAUUUUCGCGAAGGAUUACGACAGCGGUUCCUUCGGCAAGCUAACGUACACGCUGCGAGGUUUCGGCGCGGACAAGUUCAGAACCGACCCGCAAAUGGGUGGAGUAUUUGUGGCAAAGCAACUGGAUUACGAAACGCAGAAGUCCUACUCGUUGACGAUGGAGGCGAAGGACGGUGGUGGUCGAGUGUCCGCCGUCAAUAUUGUCAUCGAACUCAAUGAUGUGAACGACAACAAGCCGGUAUUCGAGCAAGCGGAGUAUUCUAGGACGGUUCGUGAAGAUGCUACCAGCUUCGAUCCGCAAAUGUUUGUCAGGGCGACCGACGUCGACGGGUCGACGCAAGGCAAUGGAAAAAUUGUGUACUCAAUUGACCGGCAUAAUAGUAUGACAAACGACGUCUUCAGGAUCCAUCCAGAUUCAGGUGAGGUAACCAUGUCGAAGCCGGUUCGUUCCGGCGACACUGAAAGAGGCAUUUAUGAGUUAAUAAUCCGUGCGAUGGAUGCCGGCACACCGCCGUUGUAUUCCGAGGCGAAACUUUAUGUUCGCGUGGGAGUCCCCGGAAAUCAGAAACCCAUCUUCCGAGGAAAUUACAAGUCAAACUUACCAGGUCCCAGUACUUAUCGGGCAAGACUCUUGGAGAACGCGUCUCCGGGAACGGAAGUUAUUCGAGUGAUCGCCAAUGAUCCCGAUGGAAGAGACAACCUGCUACAGUAUUACAUAGCGUCUGGUUCUAAGGAUAAUUUUGUUAUUGAUUCCAGUUCUGGCAUUAUAACUGUGUCUCCUGACGCUCGCUUGGAUCUGGAGACUGGCGGUGAAAAAUACGAAGUAAUCGUAUACGCCGUUGAUUCUGGUACACCUGUCAAAGAAACUGCCACUACUACUGUUACAGUAAACAUUAUAGAUGUAAAUAAUAAGCCGCCGAAGUUUAAUGAAUCGACGUAUCUAGUUUACGUCUCGGAACGCGCAGCUAUAGGUGAACCCGUGUUAAGAACAAUAGCGACUGAUCUCGACGCAGAUGCCUAUUUAGAAUAUUCGUUAGUGGAACCGAUAAGAGCUCUUGAUAAGACCGGUGUGGCUUUAAAAAGCUCCACCUCUUACGAUUGGAAAAUGGCAUUUCGAAUAAAUUCUACAACCGGUUUAAUAACAGUGAAUCGGAUGUUAGAUUAUCAAGUGGCCGCUGUCGUAAUACUAACAGUUCAGGUGCGGGAUUUAAAUGCCAUCGUCGAUAGGGACGAACAGAUAGCAAAGGUGGAGGUGACCAUCUACAUCCAAGCUUACAGCGAUGAUAAUCCGACGUUCACCAAUCCCGGAUGGUCACCAAACAAUCCGACGAUAAAGCUCACGGUUCCGGAGGAACAGCCCCUAGGCUCAACGUUGUUGCUGUUAUCAGCGAAAGAGCCGACAACGGGAGAUCCAGUUAAGAGAUUUGAAUUGGUGAGAGACGAUGAUGACGAGAGCUAUGUUAAUGUAGGCAUCCAAAGUGGCAGUGUAGUACUAAACAAGAGAUUGGAUUACGAAGAGCUAAAUCAGAAGCUUAUUCGCUUCAAAGUUCGAGCGCUCGCCAGAGACUACGAUAUAACACGAAAGAUGUCGGAAGCUAAUGUGAUCGUCGAGAUUCAGGAUACUAACGAUAACAGUCCAGUUUUCAAUCAGCAGGAUUACAAGAUUUCUGUGUUAGAGUCAAUAAAACCGGCAAUGGUCGUACUAAACGUGAAGGCGAUAGAUAUGGAUAGUUCCAGCACCGAGCAAGAAGUCAGAAGGGGAUACGGAGAAGUGAGAUAUUCCUUGACAGGCGGGAACGCUAAUCUUUUUGAAGUGGACCCCAUAAUGGGCAACAUCCAGAUCGCCGCAAACACGACUUUGGACAGAGAGAGACAAUCGGUCCUGCGUUUCAAUGUCGUGGCGUCAGAUAUGCCUCAAGGUGGUGCCGAGCAACAAAGCAGCCGAGUCUCGGUGACGGUCGAUGUUCUCGAUGUUAAUGAUAACGCUCCUAGCUUUGGACACGAAUCUUACACCGCGGUGAUUCCGGAAAACGCACCGGUGGGAAUCAGCGUGGUGAACAUUACGGCUACCGAUCCAGACGAAGGUGAAGGCGGUACGAUACACUUCGAAAUUAUCGACGAAGGCGAAGCUAAUGGAUUGUUCAAAAUAAACCACAGAUCGGGCGAAAUUAGCUCAGCGCGAGCAUUGACUGGCAAAGGAAGAACCGAACCGUACAACAUGCGAGUGCGGGCGCAAGACGGCGGUGAACCGACUUUGUAUUCGGAUGUGAGUCUCAUCUUGUAUAUCGGCGACGUGGUGAGCAACGACGGCGUACCGCUGUUCAUCAGGCCGACGUUGGAAGAAGUAGCCUACAUUGCUGAGAAUUCCACUGUCGGCAGUCCAGUUUUCCAAGUGGUGGCGUCCGAUCCGGACGACCCAAAUUUACCGAACGGCCAGAUUACCUUCCGCUUCCUGGAGGAUGGCAAUUUUGGCAAAGACGCGAGCGCGUUCAGGAUCAAUAGCGAGACUGGGCUCAUCAGUACACGCAAGUUACUUGAUCGCGAGACCAAGGACAGCUAUACGCUGAUCUUGGUCGCGCAGGAUCUCGGUGAGCCGCCGCAGCAGGCGACCAGAGUGCUCCAGGUGAUUGUGAAUGACAUCGACGAUCACAAGCCGCACUUUAAGCGCAACCUGGAUAGUCCAUCGAUUGAAUUGAAUAUCCCGGAAGAGAUGCCAGUGGGCUCCAAGGUCGGCGUGAUCGAGGCGAUCGACGAGGACAUCGGCGAGAACGGGAUGAUCGACUAUGAGAUCGUGUACGGAAAUGAGGCGAGGUUGUUUGUGGUAGAGCGACUUGAAAACAACUCCGCCGUCAUCAAGACAAACGGUCGUCUCGAUCGGGAAACCACAGAGUCUCAUUUGUUGACUAUCAAGUGUUUCAAGUAUUCUUUCAAGAAAUUAGACGUAAUACCGAAACCGUACAACCGACAGGACCCUUCGGAGAGGCAGGUCCUUAUCAGAGUUUUGGACAUCGACGACAAUAAGCCUCGCUUCAAGAAGGACAACGUGACUCUGGGAGUUCGCUUGAAUGUGCCCAUCGACACCAGCUUGAUCACCCUAGAAGCGUCCGACGCCGACUCCAGCGCGCUGUCUAUUAAUUAUAAUAUGAGCAAGGUGUCUUUCACGUCACUGGUUGAUCCUUCCAUGUCGCAGAAAGAAAUUCCGUCGCAGUUGUCUUUGAAUGCGCGCACCGGCGAGUUCAGGACGACCGGCUCCAUGGCGGGAUACGCGGACGGCUUUAUGGAGAUGAUUGUCACGGCGAACAACUCAGCGAUGCCGGGACGAGAGACCAACAUCACCCUGCGGAUCUUCCUGCUGCGCGACCGCGACAUGCUGAAGUUCGUAUUCUCGAAGCCGCCUGGCGAAGUCAGAAAGACGCUGGAGGACUUCGAGAAAGCGGUCCAGCAGGCGCUCUCGCUGCCAAUCAGCGUGAAUGUCUACGAUACGCAGUUUUACUCGAAGGAGGACAACUCCCUGGAUUUCUCAUCGACCAGCUCGUGUUUCCAAAUGGUCGGCAAGGAGUCCUACGAUCUGGACGAGAUGCGGGCGCUGCUGACCGAUCCGAAGAAUGAGGAGUUGAAGAAGGUGUACAGGACGUAUCACGUGGAGAAGGUACAGCAUUGCGCCGCUAUAGUCGCGCGGGCCGAUGCCUCCAUGACGCAGAUGUGGGUUCUGGCUAUCGCGGUUCUCGUCGGGAUCGCUACCAUAAUCUCUAGUUGUACUCUGUGUUGCAUGCACGCGAAGUACAAACGCCAAGUAAAGCACGCGCGUUUGCGUGAUCAACCGCGACCGCCUCUCAGUUACGUAUCUUCCGGUCCGGCCAUGGUCAGCUCUGGAUCUCAUACAACUUUAGGACCAGGUACUAUGGUCACGUUGGGCCCGCACGAAGGCCCAUAUGAGUGGGGUGCCGACACGACGCUUUAUCAUCCAAGUACUUUAGGAUCGAGAACCUAGAGAUUCAAAGAGAUAUUGAGAGUGUUCUUACAAAUGACAUUGAUUUUUUUUUUUUAGAUAAAAUUUUUAAUUAAACAUGAAUACAUUAUUUGGUGAUUCAGCAAGAAAAUUUCUUAAUAUAUUAGGUCCUUGAAUAAGUUCUCGCUGUUUCUUAAAAGAUGGC